This is a messenger RNA of Drosophila eugracilis, 1945 nucleotides long. RefSeq lists its product as uncharacterized. The record is from RefSeq and is a predicted model, not a curated record. The transcript is spliced from 4 exons. Bases 79 to 1791 code for a protein of 570 amino acids. NCBI's taxonomy places the organism in Eukaryota, Metazoa, Arthropoda, Insecta, Diptera, Drosophilidae.
CAAAACUUAUCUCUUUCAAACACAAACUUCCUUUAAAAUAAAUGAUUAUAUUUAAGAUUUAAAGUAACUCUAACUAACAUGGAGAAGAAGACAGUGAAAAUCAACAAUGAGGACCGGCAAAGUUUUGUGGCCACUAAGAUGAGCCUGCCGCUCUUUAUGGUGUCUCGUAAUCGCAUUAAAAGGGAAAACUUGCCAAGAAUGGACAAGCAGUUUAAGCUGGCUGGCAAGCAUUACAAUGCAGAUUGCCAGAAGGAGAACCGCCGAGAGGCCUUCAGCAAGGCCACAUACGAUCACUAUCGCCACAUUACGGGCUAUGACAAGGCACCGAGAAAUCCGUAUCCAGAACGACGGCCCCUGCACAUGGAUCGAUCUAUGACGAAAUGGAGAAGCUGGCAGCUUCCGCCAAAUCAUUAUGGAGUGCCUCCGGAGCCCUAUCUCCGUCUCAAGGGAACCAAGGGCACAGUUUUUGCCAAACCACACACAAACCACAGUCGUGUUUCCAUCAAGCCACCGCCCUAUCAGUUUUACGAACUCCCACCAGAGAUUGAUCGACUCUUCAAGCGGGAGAACUUGCAGAAGGGAAUCUUUUUAUCAAAUGCCCGCGAUCGUCGUCCGACAACGCACGCCAUGAUCUCAAACCUUUCCGGCUGCUGGCGUGAUCCCAAUGAAGCCGGACCCUGCGACACUCAUACAAACAUCUAUGAGAUCGCAGCGAAUGCCACUCCCAUAACAAAAACCCCACGCCCCAAUCCCCACCAGUUUCUUCGUCUGUCCUGUGUGCCCACAAAGCCUAGCCGGCUUAUACCUCGUCACAUCAGCAUGGAACCAGCACCGGGUCGCUAUUGUAUAAGUUACCCGGAUCUGUGUCCUUGUCCGGCGGGAAAGACCAGUGUGCCAGGUCUGCAGCUGCUGAUCGAUGACCAGAAGCGCCUGAAGUUUCGCCGUCAGCCGUUUGAACGGAUUAGUCGCAAGAAACUCUGUGAGCCAGAUUGGCGGCACGUUGCUGGUCAAGGACACCGGCAUAUCUUCCUAAUGUCCCGAAAGGACAGGCCUAAGCCACCGAAGAAAGCUCCAACUGCUUCGAAAAAGCAGGGCAAGCCCAUCAGUAUGUUUGCCGAUGCCAAGUAUAUCAAUAUGCUGAGCCAGCCAAAUCGUAAUCCCAUUUCAAUCCGGCCGUAUCCAGUUCCUCCGUACGUACCCAAGAUCACCUACAAUUGUGCCGCCAAACGGAUUAUGAGAAAGCAAUUGAAGAACAACAAGAAGAUCGCCUUUAAUAGUGGUCAGGAGCGGUGGAAGGAUGGAGAGCGACCUCUCCAGUUAACCGCCCGUCAAUUGGAGGCCAUUAAGCAGAAGCUACCGGAGGAUAGGAGACUCAAGGACUAUCCCAUUGAUCUGCCCGAAGUGAUUCCCAGUCGAUUGACACAGGUGCCCGAUCACCAGAGGGUCACCUACAUGCCCAAGUUGCGCAAGCGCCUGUUCAAGUUCCUUCCGAUUCCUGGAGCUCGUGUCUUGGUCACUGAUAGUGAUAUCCGUCCGGAUAUUGUCUUCGAUCCGGAACAUCCCACUGGGCUGUAUCGGCGCAGGAUCGACGAGACAUUGUUCUUCAAGGACUCUGUUCUUAGGGCAAUGGAAAAUAGAGAUGAAGAUGAAGAAAAUCCAGUAGCCGAAUCGCAAUCUCAAUCCCAGACGCAGUUGGAGCAUCACUCUGUAAUCCGGACUACCGUCACCCUGGUAGAACCUUCGGAACGGAAAAGCGGUUCCCGGGUAUCGAUCCAUCCUGGAAAAGACUAAGUCGCUCUGCUCCACGUUUGUUCCAUUUUUGAAAUCCUUUUCGUUUUUGAUUUAUGAUCCUUGCUCGAAUGAAUUCACGUGGCCACAAGGAGCCCAGCAAGGAGCUCAGUGCUGGCCGCAGGAAAAUAAGCUAAAAUAAAGAUGAGAAAAAUUA